UCACGUGAUUCGUAGUUGUUUUUAAUCCUUGUUUAAUCCUCACAUUAAUAUAUAUUUAAGAUCACUCUGCGUGUGGAUUGGGUGUAUUCUCCUGUCCGAGUGGAGUUUGCUCCUUGGCUGCUUGGCUCCCACAAUGAAAAUGCGUUUUCCAAAGCGGCUGGGCCAGACAUCCCAAGUAGAACUGCAGAAACGAAUAUUCUCGAAUAUUUAUGUUUAAUUAGAUUUCUACAAUACAAAAGGUGAUCUUAAUGAGCAUUACUACAUAGUCGAGGAAUGUUCUGUUAGUGUGCACCUAUGAAGUUAAUUUAAUGUGGUCAUGAUCUGGUAGGGUUAGAAUCAUUAUUCCUAGGAAAUAUUCUGGGUUACCCUUUAUUAACAGACGCAUGUAAAAACAAAUGUACACACGCAACCUUCACGCCCCCUCCGCAAAUGUUACCCAUCCGUUCCUAUCGUAUCAUAACCAUCUCAAGGAACAACAAGCAUGCAUACAUACAAGCAAAUACGCAUGCACGCACGUGCCAGUCCAUUCCCGUACCGUACACUUUCAACAGGACACUCAAAACACACGGGCAUACGCUUACGCGUGCAAAGUGUGCGAUCCGUCGCGUACAUUAUAGGCAGCAUUUUUUUGGGGAUUGGAUUGCAACCCCUAAAUACUAACCCUCCGCUCUCCGCCAGCCCUCCCUCCCACGCCAACCCAGCGUACCCUAUUUCCCAGCAGCAAGCUUAAUCAAAAUGCACAUGCCCUGCAGCGGAUGGGGAUGUCUGUACUCGCACGGCUCCGUCUUUUAUCAUUCGGAAGCGUGUGUGUAUUUUGUGUGCGUUUGUGUGUGUGUGAGCGUGUCUGUCUGCAUGGGAGCUUACGUUCUACCCCUCCCCCCCGCCCCUCUCCGGCGUUACACAGUAAUUAGAAUUGUUAAUGCGCUACUGCAAUAGCGAAACAUGCGGAUUGAAUAUUAUUGCGACGCACGGAGUCCUGCGAUUUGUUCCGGAGAAGCCAAGGUGGCUUGGUCAUGAGGAGCCUUGAAUCAAGAUCAAUUGUGAGCGAUUGGAAUGACUUUUAACACGAGUUGUUAGGUAGGGGGUCGGAAUAGAGAACUGAUAGGGUUGGUGUUCAAGAUCUUUACAAGUUUCCAUUUUUUUUGUUGCUGCUGUUGUUGUAAACGCGACGCUUUAAGAUGUCGUUUGCGCAAUUCGGAUAUCAGUACACACCUGCAACACAGCUCGUGUUGCACAAGUCCACUGCUGAGGUGUGCGGUUCCCGGCGGGAGGAUGGCAUCUGCACGGUUGGAGGCAGGGUUGGGAUUGGCCAGUGCCCCAUGCAGAGCCCCUUUGACCGAGGGUUAUGCGUAGGAGGGCUGGGUGCAUUUUCCGCAGCCUCCCCAGCGUACGAAGCUUACCUCUCCUACCACGGACAGCCACCGUCGAUAUAUACGCCGAUGGCUGGAUACGAGCUUGCGGAUGGGACCAGGUCGGCUCUGGCCCAUGGCUCUUACUGCACCUACGAUCCCACACUCUCCCACUACCCCUGCGACAGGUACGGCGCCGCAGAGGCGAACGUCACGCGGCGCAAGAACGCCACUCGCGACGCCACGGCCACGCUCAAGGCCUGGCUCAACGAGCACCGCAAGAACCCGUACCCCACCAAGGGGGAGAAGAUCAUGCUGGCCAUCAUCACGCGCAUGACGCUCACCCAGAUCUCCACUUGGUUUGCCAAUGCUCGCCGACGUCUUAAGAAGGACAACAAGAUGACGUGGACUCCCCUGGGCAGCCACAGCCGGGACGAGAAGCAGCCUGAAUGUGACAGCAGCCACGCAGAUCAACAUGAGGACAAUGGUGAUGACUCUCGACUGAUGGACGAGGGGGACGAGGGCAGAGGCGAUGACCACCGAAGAAUUUUCAGCCCAGCCACAAUGAGCAAGCGCUCGGUGUCCCCUACAGGGAGGCACAGCAGCAGCAACAGCAGCAGCAGCGACAGCAGUGAGAGCAAUCUUGCCCUGACUGUCCAACAGCACGCACCGCCGAUCCCCAACAGCUGCCGCCACCACCACAGCGACGGCGACGACGACAAGCAGCACCUCGCCGGCCACUCGAACGGUGGACAUUGCGGCGUGACGGGAGACGGCGGUCUUAUCGAUGGCGCCACCUGGGAAGGACGAGCCGAGCAGAAGCCUCCGGCCGCAGACAAACCCAAGAUCUGGUCCCUAGCUCACACGGCGACUGCUCAGAUGGGCGAGCAGAGCCGCUGGUCCCCGAGGCCUGGCUCGGUGAGCGCCCUGCCUUACUUCGUCCCGCCGCCGCCGCCGCCACCGCCGCAACUUGCCGUUGACUCCGGGGGCAAUCCCUCCACGGGCAUAUCCCCCGUGGAGGGAUUGCGAUGCUGGGCGAGCGAAGCCUACCAGGGAGGCUUUUCGGCGGCGGGAGAUCUGCUGUGGGGAGGCGAUGGCGGCGAGAGGGGAUCGUCGUUCUGGACCGACGGCGGUGGCCUGAGGUUCAAAUUGGCCGCGGAGAGGGGCACGGAUGGCGCUGGGCGAUCAUGAAGUGCCCGGCCUGGCUUGAUGCGGUAGUGACUCGGCGCCCUCUGCAAUGGUGCGAAAGGGGGCUUCAAGUGUAAAGAGGAUGCCUUGAGGCUUAGAAUUUUAAGAAUAGAUCUGCCUCAUAGGAACAUAAGGCAGAUCUGAAACAUGGUAAGACCAAUACCUUGGCUGUGGCUGAUCAUUGUUUUGGUGUGGUGGGCUCACACGAAAUUGAUU
Petromyzon marinus (sea lamprey) is the source of this 2753-nucleotide messenger RNA. RefSeq names its product Iroquois homeobox protein 5a-like. Lineage: Eukaryota; Metazoa; Chordata; Hyperoartia; Petromyzontiformes; Petromyzontidae. The record is from RefSeq and is a predicted model, not a curated record. Gene Ontology annotation, cellular component: nucleus. Gene Ontology annotation, biological process: cell development; neuron differentiation; regulation of transcription by RNA polymerase II. Gene Ontology annotation, molecular function: DNA-binding transcription factor activity, RNA polymerase II-specific; RNA polymerase II cis-regulatory region sequence-specific DNA binding.